Molecule: messenger RNA, 2577 nt
Organism: Musa acuminata AAA Group (dessert banana)
Lineage: Eukaryota; Viridiplantae; Streptophyta; Magnoliopsida; Zingiberales; Musaceae
Product: subtilisin-like protease SBT1.7
Exons: 1
Coding region: 110-2383 (757 amino acids)
Biological process (GO): proteolysis
Molecular function (GO): serine-type endopeptidase activity
Source: RefSeq, a predicted model, not a curated record
CUUCACCGCAAUCUCUUCUUUCUUGCCCACAACUACUUGCUUUAAAUUCUUGCACAAGCGCGUGCAUUGUACGAGUGUGUGCUACUGGUGAAGGGUGGUGAGAGGAUCGAUGGAGCCACUGAGGUCGUCGUCAUUGAUGUUACUGCUGCUGGUGAUAUGCUGCAGCAGCACCGCGGCGGUGGCGGCCGCCAAGAAGCGGACGUAUAUUGUCCACAUGGCCAAGUCGCAGAUGCCGCCUGCGUUCGCGGAGCACCGCCACUGGUACGACGCCUCGCUGAGGUCCGUCUCCGACACCGCCGAGAUCCUCUACGCCUACGACACGGUCGCCCACGGCUUCUCCGCGCGGCUCACGCCGGCGGAGGCCCGCGCCAUGGAGCGCCGCCCGGGCGUGCUGGGUGUCAUGGCCGAGGCUCGGUACGAGCUCCACACGACGCGCACCCCGGAGUUCCUCGGCCUCGACCGCACCGAGGGGUUCAUCCCCCAAUCGAACACCACGAGCGACGUCGUCGUCGGGGUGCUCGACACGGGCGUGUGGCCGGAGCGCAAGAGCUACGACGACGCUGGGCUCGGGCCGGUCCCGACGAGCUGGAAGGGCGCGUGUGAGGAGGGAAAGGACUUCAAAGCCGCGAACGCGUGCAACCGGAAGCUGGUCGGCGCGCGAUUCUUCUCAAAGGGGUAUGAAGCGCGCAUGGGCCCUAUCAACUUGACCAAGGAGUCGAGAUCCCCCCGGGACAACGACGGCCACGGCACCCAUACCUCUUCCACCGCCGCUGGCUCAGCCAUCCCCGACGUCGACUUUCUUGGCUACGCCGCCGGCACCGCCCGCGGCAUGUCCACCCGCGCGCGCAUCGCCGUGUACAAGGUCUGCUGGCUCGGUGGGUGCUUCGGCUCCGACAUCCUCGCUGCCAUGGACAAGGCCAUCGAGGACGGCUGUGGCGUCCUAUCCCUGUCCCUGGGCGGCGGGAUGUCGGACUACUAUCGCGACAACAUCGCCGUCGGGGCUUUCAGCGCCAUGGCGAUGGGGGUCGUGGUCUCCUGCUCCGCCGGCAAUGCCGGCCCCGGGGCUUCUACCCUCUCCAACGUAGCGCCGUGGAUCACCACCGUCGGUGCCGGCACGCUCGACCGCGACUUCCCCGCCAACGUCCUGCUCAGCAACGGUAAGAACUACACCGGCGUCUCGCUCUACAGCGGGAAGCCACUUCCCUCCUCGCCGCUCCCAUUCAUUUACGCCGGGAACGCCACCAACACUACCAACGGGAACCUCUGCAUGACGGGGACCCUCCUGCCCGACAAGGUCGCCGGAAAGAUCGUCCUCUGCGACCGCGGGAUCAACGCCCGGGUACAAAAGGGGUUGGUCGUGCGUGACGCUGGAGGGGCGGGCAUGAUCCUGGCCAACACCGCCGCCAACGGGGAAGAGCUUGUGGCCGACGCGCACCUCCUCCCCGCCACCGCCGUCGGGGAAAUAGCCGGGGACGCCAUCAAGUCCUACCUCUUCUCCGAUCCGAACCCAACGGCUACCAUUGCGUUCAGGGGUACGAAGGUCGGUGUCAAGCCGUCGCCGGUGGUUGCGGCGUUCUCCUCCCGCGGGCCGAGCGCCAUCACUCCGGACAUCUUGAAGCCGGACCUGAUCGCCCCGGGGGUGAACAUCCUCGCCGCCUGGACGGGCUCGGUUGGGCCCACGGGGCAGGCGGCGGACCCGCGGCGGACGGAGUUCAACAUCAUCUCCGGCACGUCCAUGUCGUGCCCCCACGUCAGCGGCCUGCUGGCGCUCCUCAAGGGAGCGCACCCGGACUGGAGCCCCGGCGCCAUCAAGUCCGCCCUCAUGACCACCGCUUACGCCGCUUACCCCGGCGACGGUGGCAUCCUCGACGUGGCCACCGGCCGCGCCGCUACUCCCUUCGACUUCGGCGCCGGCCACGUGGACCCGCCGAAGGCCCUGGAUCCCGGCCUCGUCUACGACCUAACCACCGAAGACUACCUCGACUUCCUCUGCGCCCUUAACUACACCCCCCUCCAGAUCGCGCGACUCUCCCGGCUGACCAACUACACCUGCGAUAGACAAAAGGCCUACGAGGUAUCGGACCUCAACUACCCCUCCUUCGCGGUGGCGUUCGCAACGGCGUCGACGACGGUGAAGCACACAAGAACGCUGACCAACGUCGGGGCACCUGGGACGUACAAGGCGACAGUGUCGGCGCCGGAGGACGUUAAGGUGGUGGUGGAGCCGACGGCUCUGACCUUCGCGGCGCUGGGGGAGAAGAAGAACUAUACCGUGACUUUCUCAACGGCGUCGCAGCCGUCGGGAUCGACCGCGUUCGGCCGCCUCGAGUGGUCCGACGCCCAGCACGUGGUCGCGAGCCCCCUGGCCUUCUCAUGGACCUAAAGAUGGCGUAAGGAUGACAACACCGAGACCAUCCGAUGGCGGCUUGUCUUAGAAAACAAGUGAAGGUAUAAUGUGUCGUGUUUUAUUACUCGUUGCUGUUUAGAUUAUUAACAUUAUUGUGGAUGGAACGACAAUAAGCUAAGCUUAUUGUAUAUACUAUUAAAUGAAAAAUAUGCUUAUUAAGGACUGCCCAA